This is a messenger RNA of Symbiodinium sp. CCMP2456, 10464 nucleotides long. Lineage: Eukaryota; Dinophyceae; Suessiales; Symbiodiniaceae. The record is from the annotation of a GenBank genome assembly.
AUGAAGACGGUUUUCCUGUUAGACUUUGGGAUCUUUCAGGGGCCGACCUUUGCGGUUUGUGACUGGGAGUUCGUCACUUACGAGACACUGGAGGCCCAGGCCCGUCCCUUCGUCGCGGUCCCAUGGGUUGUUUAUUUUGGGGACCGGACGACCCCCAUGCAGUUGGGUGAUGUCGUUCAAGCUUUUCCGGGCGGCGUCUUUACCUUCCGACGGUGCAAUGAUGGCCCGCCUCCUCCAGUGGACUUCGCUGAGCGGUGCCGUAAUGGAGAUAGCCGUUGCGGUGCGGGAGCUGGCUGCAUAUAUCAGGAUUGCCCGUCGCAGGAUUGGUUUGUGAUGUGUAGCCAUGUCUCGCGCAGGGUACCCUUUGUCGGUUUGGACACUGCGGCCUUCCAUGCUAAGGCUGCUGCUGCUAUCCCGUCCGAUCCGCGUGAGCUGAUCUUUGGCUCGCCUUACGACGAUAGCCCCCUUUGGCGCCUUGUGGUCGAUGGUGUCUUGAUGAGGGGUGUUGUCGCCGCAGCGCACCGUCCGACGUUCGUGUCUACCGACUCUGUGAACGGUGUGUUUGUUUUCCUGGACCUACGGCCUAUUGGAUUGCGUCCCACCUUCAUGUUCCUCCUUCCAGGGCGGCAGGAAAUCGAGGACUUGAUAGGUGCCCUUGGACUUCGUGUUCCGGCAGGUCAUGCUGUGGAGCUUAAAGGUGUCCUUGUCCGAGGUCUUUCCUUCUUCGUAGAAGAUAGAUGCACUGUCAUAGUCGGUUUCUCCCGUCUCGCUGGGACUUCGGGCCCUGAGGCCCUCGUCUGCCGGUUGCCGGCAGUGCCUGUUGCCGUGCGCCCCGAUGCAACGGGAGAUGAUGAGCUUGAGGAGGCGACGGUGCCCGCCUUGCCUGCAUUGCCUGGGGAGCGCAACAUGGGCACUCGCGCCACUGCGUUUGUUAGAAAUAGGCCCGAGGACCCUCCGCCGCCAGAGUUCAUACAUGGUUGCUUUCUGGUGUGUAUCCCGCGCUACAUACCGGAGGUGCUCCAACUUGCUCUUCGUGCACCCUGCUCGGUUGAAGAUGCUUUGCAUGAGGUCACGGAGGCCAUGGAUUGUGACUCGGCUUUGCUUUUCGAGACGGUUGUGCCUGCAGAUCCUCAGCCUGACCCAUCUUUCGCUGUCAUUCUGGCUUUUCCCGAAUGGGUGUCCGCUCUGCAUUGCAUCAUUGUUGAUGCUCGCCCAGUUGACAAUCGGCUGUUUGCGUGGACGGUUCCUGCUUUUCUCAGUCGUGCCUCCUUGUUGCUCCAGCUUGGGGUGGGUGACGCCCCCGGGCUGCGUGUCUACAUUGCUGGCAGACUGAUGUCGCGACAGGGACUUCACAGGUUUUGGACGGGCGUCACUGUGUCGGUUCGGCCGCAGGGACAUGGUUUGGGACUUCUUCUCCCUCUUGAAGAAAUGCUGGCUAGCACCCGGCGCUGGGCUUUACCAUGUCCGACAUAUGGAGGGCCUUGUGCGGCUGCUUUCCUCACUUUGUCGGAUGCUGGCUUCCGUGCCCUUCCAGUUGAUACCCAAAUGGUGCACUCGGCGGAAGGCUUUCGUGCUCUGGCUUCGGCUGCCUUUCAUUAUGAUCCCGAAAAGGUUACGAUCCGCCCCAGUGUUCCUAGGCGCACUGAUUUGUGCUUUUUGGGUCAAGAAUGCCACGCUGUUGUCGUUGCGACGGAGGCUCUGUCACGAGUCCCUAUCCCUCCGGGACGGGUUCUGCCACAGCAGGGCAUUGUGUUCUUGGAUGCUCGGCCCGUGCUUCAGGAGUGGCGAUGGAUGGUCUCUGUCGAGGGACGUCUUUCCCUUGAUGUUUUGACUGCGCAGUUCACCGCGCCUGCUGGCUUCACAACCAUUGUCAAAGGUGGCCAGCCCAUACGCCAUGGCGGGGCGACCUCCCUGAUAGUUGAUAACGGGUCGGUUCUGACCAUUUCGUUCCUCCGUGAUUUCCUUGAGGAAUCUCCGGAAGCGUUACAGGCGGGACAUGAUGAAGGUGAAGACUCAGAGGCAGAUGAUGUUGACCCGGACUCCCCUGGGCUUAGUGAGAGCUCCAUCUCUUCCGGCCGUGGCCCUCCGCCUAGGCCGGCAAGCCGGAGUAGGUCUCCUCGCGAUCAUCAUGGUGCUCGGCAUGGUGCUAGUGCUUCCCGGCUUGUUCUUGGUAUGGGCUUUGCUUGUGCAGCUGCUCCUGUCCAAGCUGCUCCCUCUCUGGGAGAUUCCCCUCUUGCUUCGGAGUUUAUCGCUGACUGUGCCCUUUUCUGCUUUGGGCUCUGCAUUGUGGCGGUCAUGGCACGAAUUGCCUUUGGCGGUCAACCUGGUGGUCUUUUCCCCUGGUUGCUUUCCUGCAAGCUUAUUGUCGAACCAAAGGGGCACUCGUCGUCGGAGCAGCGUCGCCUUGGGUACUUUCGUGCCCUUUCCUUGGCUUUGGGGGGGCCCUGGCUCCCCCGACUCCCGGUCUUCCUGCAGGAGUUUCUUGACCCGGAGGUUGGCUCCUCUGAUGAUGCUGCCUCGUCUGCCGAGGGCGUCGUGCGUUGGGUCAGCUGUGUUGUUCUGAAGCAUGAUUACUCGGAUGAGCACCUUACGGUUGCCGUUGCGCUACCUGCCACUGAGGAUGAAAUGAGUGGAGCUGUUCAGGCAGCACGUGACCCCAUGUAUCGGGAGAUCUUCCCUUUGCUCCUGCCUGUGCUCCCGCAGCCGUAUGAGGGUACUGCUGUUUACCUUGCUUUGACGGAGUGGAGUGUAGGCUACACGAGGGUCUGCUUUGAUACUACUCGCUUUGACCGGCGCCUAUUUGCUGUGUUUGCGCCCACCUAUGCCACCAGAGCGGAUCUUAUCGGUCUGGCCAACCUGCAUGGAGUCAUUGAGCCGGACGUUUGGGUUGGCACGGACCCCUUGUAUGUACACGGAGAGAUGCAGGCGCACCUUUUUCCUGGGAUUCUUGUUUGGUUUAUGCCCGCGGGCAUUGCACCUCCAGAGUCUACUUCUCUAGGACGCUUGCUCCUUGAUCCUCUUGGAUGGAGCUCUGAGUCCGUUGUGCCGACUCCUUUCUUCGAAGGUGCCUAUUGCUUGGUACACCGGGGGCAAGGGAGAUUGUACAUCACGGACUAUGCUGCUCCCACGAGUUAUCGGCGUGGCAUUGCAAGUUACGUUGGCAUUGAGUUGUCCAGGCUCUGCCUGUUCGCUGCUCAACCUCGCCCCACUGAUGUUGCGAUUCAGGGGGUCCCUUGUCGCACGAUCCUGGCUGUGGGCGAGCGAUAUGACGAAGACUGGCGGAGGUCCUGGCACCUCGUCGUUUUGGAUUGUCGCCCACUCGAAGAUGGUUGUCGAGCCCUUCACGUUUACAACCGCAUCGUCGAUGUCGCUGGUCUUCUUGACGAGUUCAACAGAGAGGCCCCCCAUGGAUGGCGGGCCGCGCUCCGAGAUGGGACGCAGACUGGGGAGCUUGUCACCGUUCCAGGACAGACCCUCUCACUGAUUUAUGUGCCGGUCUUGGAGCUUGCGGCCUCGGAUCCCUUGGAUGUCGCUGUAGUUGCUGUUGGAUCGGACUUGGCCCCCGCUAUCGCAACGCGAGACAGCACUCAGCCUCUUUCUGGGCCUGGUGGGACCGCUGGAGAUGAAGCUCUGGCUACUGCGCACGCGGGGAACGGGACAGGAUUGGCCGCUGCUGUUCCCACCGACCUGACAGUGCUGGUUUUUGCUCCCGAGUAUGAGACCGAGGUACUUCGUCUUCGUAUCCAGCUGCCUGCUGACGUGGAUACCUUGCUACGCAGUGCGGACGCAGCCAGGGAGCCUGAAGCUCGUUGGCGAUUUCCUAGGUUAGUCCCGGUCGCGAUACAGCCCCCAUACUCGUUUGUCUGUAUCGUCGCGGUGCCAGCGUGGCCUUUCGCUGGAGUCCCUGUUCUGGUUGCCUGUGCGGACCCACCUUUCCGAUUGUUUGCUGUUGUGGUCCCCGAUACUUUGCGCGCGGACGGGGUGCGUAGACUGGCCGGGAUCCCAGAUGGUGCCCGUGCUCGGGUUUAUGUUGCGGAUGUUCCUUGGGAAGUCGCUGCUGAUGUUACGGUACACGUUCGCCCUGGUGAACUCCUUUCGAUUUUUCCUGAGGGGGACGCUGGGAUCCCUCCUGUGCAUCUGGAUAGGAUCCUACGAGACAGCGCAGGAUGGCAUGAUGAUGGUGCUAUGCCGGGCCCCUUCUCUGAUAAUCUCUGGCUGCUGACCGACCAGACACCCAGGCGAAUUACAGUUGACGGGCGUCUUCGGAGACCGCUUCGUGCGAGACUCGAGGAGCUCCUGCAGAUCCCAUCAUCUAUGUUUAUGCUUAUGCCAGCCACUCCUCCGAUUCGUAAUCAUGCGAGGAGUGGUAUUGUGUCUAGGCAGGUGUUCUUAGGCGUCAGGCUGCACAACGCCCAAGAUGUGCCAUUCUUCCUGGAUGCACGGCCUGUCCUUCUGCUUCUUGAGUGGGAGGUCGCUGUCAAUGGGCGCGCUGACGUUGCGGCGAUAUGUGCCCGGCAUCGGGAUCGUUGCCCUGCAGGGUACUGUGUGCGCCUGGUAGGUGGUCAUUCACCUCUUGGUUUUGAAAACCACUACCGACAGGUUUAUGCUGGCCAGGUCCUCACAGUUUCCUUUGUCCCGCGGUGGCCUGGCCGAGUCCCAGGUUUUCGCGCAGGGGACGAUGAUGUAGACGAGGAUUCUGGCUCUGAGGGGUCGGACGGGGAGGAUGAUAUUCCCCCUGAUAGUGCCACUUCAAGGGUCGAGGAACCCUCGGGCUCUCGAGAUCCUGCAAGCCUUCCCGGCGGAUCUGCUGCUCUGCCACGUUUUGGUCGGGGCUACAUUCGGAUUCCCUGCUUUGCCCUUUUCGGGGUGCUUGGUUGUCGAGUUGCUAUGUGGGGAGCUGGUUAUUUGAUCGAUGCCUUUGCUGAAGGCGGCCUGCUCCACACCUCUGUCCUCCAGCCAGGUGCCUUGUUUAGGCCGCUUUUCUGGUGUGCAAGGGCCCUUUGGAAGGCCCAAUGUGAUGGAUUCAGACUUGCAGUUCUUGUGGUCGCUUUUUGCCUCUCUUGCGCCCCUAGUCGGCCUGUCGGUGCUCGUUGCAAACUGCGGCCCUAUUUUGGCGAUGGGCGCUGCGGCGUCGUCUUUGGCUUCCUCUGUUGCAUGUUGCUUGUGCGCACAAGCGCCAGCGUACAGGUAUUUGACAUUGCGGGAUGUGAUGGCCUAGACACAUCCGAAGGAGGGUUGUAUCGGGCCGUGUUGGCUGUGCCGCGUCCUUUGCAGCGUGUCGCUGGUGCUUCUUCUGGCAAUGCCCGGCCUCCGUGUCCUCCUCUCCUCGCCCAAGGCUUCUCAGAUCGCUAUGAUGGUAACACACCUCAUCUCUAUGAGGCCGCUAAUCUUUGGGAGUGUCUGGAGCCGGAUUGUCUUCUCACACUUCUUCAGGAGUCAGUCGCCCGCCAGGAUUCGCCUGCCUUUUCUACUGCAGCUACUCUUCUUGAUACGCUCAGCGAUCAUCUCCGCCUCGGCUGGGCCUUUGAGACUGGUGAAGUUGCUCAGGGCCCCCUGCGGCAGCCUCUUGUUCUUUCGGGGCUGUUGGACUUACCGCCGCCUGGGGAUGCGAUUGCUGCGGAUACUGAACGCUUUUCCCUGGAUGUUGGGCAAUGUCUGCUGCCCUGCUCGCAGGCGAUGUGCGGGGACCUGUUUCGUCAGGUCCCGUUUGGGGCUCUAGCAGGCCCGCCUGCAGAUGUUCCCAAGCCGGCCCGUUUUGCUGAUUGGCUGGCUGCUGGAUCUCCCGGUAGGUCACCUGCGCCGGGGGAACACUUGGUUGUUACCGCGGAUGGCUCAUUCCAUGCGCCUUCGGGUCUGGCUGGCUGUGCCGUCGUGGUUAGCUUGACUACAGUGUUCGAUGAUCCUGGGCAGUUCGUUGGGUGCCUUUUCGCGCCCUUUCCUGCCGGUGACGUGCCCGGUUUCGAUUUUGCCCACUCUCCCAAUGCUUUCCUGGCUGAGACCUAUGGGCUGCUAUGGGCCGCGGUUUUGCUGUUUCGUUUGCCCUGGCAAGGCUCCUGUGUCAUCCGCUGUGACUGCACGUCCGCGCUUUGGGGCGUAGAUGGCUCCUGGGCCAUGGUGGAUGUGCCUCUUUGUGUUGCAGCUAGGUGCUUCCAUUUCGCGCUCUCUGUCCGGUUCGGCGACCGCUUGCAUUAUCGUCAUGUUGCGGGCCAUUCUGGAGAUUGUGCCAAUGAGCUUGCUGACGGCCUCGCUGUUCUUGCCACGACCGGGCGACGGCAGAUUGGAGACUUUGAUGUGCUGCUUGCGCCUUGGCUCCUUCAUGGAGCCCUCGCCGCCAGAUGGUUGCCUCACUGGUGCUUUACUGCUGCUUCGCCUCAGGUCAUGCCUCCGCAGCAGGCUGAUGUCAUGACUUGGCAGGCGCAAGAGCCGCCCUCACGGCUCAGUCCGGAUUUGCUCCUUGCCCCCUUUACCCGUGCGGCCUGUUCUGGUCCUUCGUCUGGUGGCCGCGUUUCGGAGUUCUGUUGGUCUCUUGCAUCGUAUAAUGCUUUGUCCCUCCUGGCCGGCGGCGAUACUGCUGAUGCGGUCCCCGAAGGCCGGGGUCCGGGGCUUCAUGGUGCGGUCGGACGUGUUGCCUUACUGGGAAGUACACUUCGACAACGAGGGAUCUUCCUUGCUGGCAUACAGGAGGCUAGGACACCCGCUGGCUCCUUUAGGGGAGAACUUUUCGACAGGUUUUGCUCUGGAGCCAAUGCAAGGAACUGCUUCGGUGUGGAACUCUGGGUUGCUAAGGGUAAGGGAUGGCCACCUGUCCAGGUUACUGUCCUGCAUUCGGACAUUCAACGGCUCCUUGUCCGGCUUGAGAUAACUGGCGAUCAGUAUCUCGUUUUGGUUGGGCAUGCGCCGCAUAGGGCCCACGCUGAGGCUGUACGCAAGGCAUGGUGGCAAGAGACUAGCCGCCUUUGCCGAGGUGUCGGUGAACCCGGCAAAUGGAUCCUACUCUUGGACGCUAAUGCUCGUGUAGGCCUGCCUAGUUCACGGUUUGUUGGGGACCACCAAGCGGAUCCCGAAGAUCUCUCCGGAUCUUGCCUACACGACCUGCUGUCCGAGGUCCAGGCAUGGAUACCGAGCACCUUUGGUGGGCAUAUGAACGGUCCGGGCGGUACCCUGCUUCAGCGCAACACGGGAGAGCUGCAUCGUUGCGAUUUUGUUGCUGUUCCCCUGUCGUGGAAGCAGGCUGAUGUAUGUGCCUCGGUGGAUCCGGGAAUCACCGCCGGGCAUGCUACUGCUGACCACUUUGCGGCCUUGGUGUACUGUCGGGUGAUGCACCGAUGCGGGGGUAAGAAGCGUGUCACUAAGGUGGACCCUGCUGCGCUUCUUGACCCUACCAAUUGUGACCGUAUUCAGGGCAUCCUGCAGCGUGCCCCUUGUGUUCCUUGGGAUGUGAAUGUCAACGACCACGCUGCGCUUGUUUCUGAGUACCUUUAUUGUGAACUGGCUCAUGCGUUUCCAGUCGCUGCGCGUCGCCUCCGUGGAUCUUUCCUUGCUGAAGACACAGCGCAGGUUCACGCCCGGAUUGCGGGAUUCCGGCACGCUCUGCGGAACCGAGCUGAAGCUCUCCGACUGGCUUCCUUGCGGUGUGCCUUUCUAGCGUGGGGUCAUGACGAUAUGGACUUUUGGUCGCUUUUCAAUGGGCGCUGGCUGGCGAGGCUACAGACCAACAUUGCCCUUUUAGCUCGUCAGAUUUCAGCUGAUGGGAAGGUUCUCCGUCGGAUGUGUCGGCGUGACAAGCGCACCCAUCUUGAGACUCUUGCGGAUGCUGUUGAGACUGUCCCGCCGCACGAGACUCAGGUUGCUCUAAAGCGCCUUCUUCGGCCGCGCAAAUUCCGUCGGGGGGGACCCGAUCCCCUCCCUCAUCUCCGAAAGGCGGAUGGGGAGACUUGCCGCUCUUUUGAGGAGGUGCAGACAGCCUGGAGGGAGCAUUUUGCGGGGCUGGAGGGAGGGGUUCCGGUUGCUAAGGAUUUCCUUGCCACCGCUUGCCUUCAGCGACAAGCCCUUGCCCCGGCCCGUUCAUCGCUCCAGUGUUCCCUUAUCCCGGACCUUGACAAGCUGCGCGGGGUUUUCCGUGGGGUUAGCCCCUUGAAGGCUUGUGGCCCCGAUGGGGUUCCGCCGGCCCUGUGCCGGAAGUUUGCUACCCCUCUCUCGCUUCUCUUCUGGCCGAUCCUCCUAAAGGCACUAUGCUUUGGCUCUGAACCGAUUGGAUAUAAAGGAGGCACCUUGUUUCACAUCCCCAAGCCUGGGGCCAGCAAUCCUGGUACUUGUGGUGCUGAAAGAGGAAUCUUGGUUCAGUGCACUCUGGAGAAAGUGCUCCACAAGGCGCUCCGCCCGGUGGCGGUUGCUGGGUUUGAGCGACGCGCUGGGCCGCUUCAGAUCGGCGGGCGCUCUGGCUAUAGCCACAGCAUGGGUUUCUUUUGUGCCAGGUUGUUUCUUGACUUUGCGCGGCAUCACACUAAAUCGGCUGGGCUGCUGUUUUGUGAUUUGGCCGCAGCAUACUAUGCCAUUGUCAGGGAAACGAUUGUUGGACGAGAUGCCCACUCCGCUCCUUUGGAGGAUGUUGUUCGCUCACUAGGGCUGACACGGGAGGAUCUGCAAGCCUUGCAGCACUUUUCUGCUUGUGAGCCCGUGUUGAAUGCUGAGGGCGAGGAGGGCGAGGCCCUCCUCCACUCCCUCGCCAAGGAGUUCCACUCCGACUCUUGGUUUCUCUUACAGGGGGACCACACGGUUGUUCGCACUCGCCGUGGCACGCGACCCGGCUCCAGCUGGGCUGAUGUCAUGUUUAGCAUGCUUUUUGCCAAGGUCCUUGAGCGCAGGGGUACCUUCUCAUCUGAGGGUUUCCAACCGGUCGUUAUGUGGAAUGGACAGCGCCAGCCUGUUGCGUUUGAUGCCCGAAGGGCGGGGGCUCGUUCUAUCGUUGUGCAGGACAUCGUCUACGCGGACGACCUUGCCACCUGCAUUCUUACUGAUAAGGCCUCGCAGUUGCCGCAGGCUGCGCGGCACGUGGCAGGAUGCUCGGUGGACGCUCUUUACAGCCAUGGUCUCAAGCCUAAUUUAGGCCCAAAAAAGACAGCGGCGAUCCUUGCACCGUGCGGUCCUGGGGCGCGGGAUGUCAGGGAACAGGUUUUCACGCGCCAGCAUGGUCAGCUGUGCGUGCUGCGAGAAACCGGGCCUGCCUUGAGUUUGGACGUCGUGCCGCAUUAUAGACAUUUGGGCUCUGUCCUGGCUUUCAACGGCUCGUUGAUACCCGAGAUCAAGGCGCGGAUUCAAUAUGCGAAGCAGCUGUUUAAGGAAGGCAAGGCUCUUGUGUUUUGCACUCCCCGGAUUUCCUUAACCAAGCGUGUCCUUCUGCUUCGCUCGCAUGUCUUGUCAGCGAUGUUUGCGGGCAGCGGGGCGUGGCCCACCCUUUGCUGCACGAGCUGGCGCAUGCUCGAGGCUUGCUACUUCAUGAUGUUGCGAGCCAUGCUGCGGAUCCCGAGGAACUCUGCACAAAACUGGUCUGUUGAACGUGUCCUCUCAGAGGUUGGCCUUCUGGACUUGGCUGGCUUUCUUGCGGCUGAGCGAAUCCGAUUUCUCGCUCAGCUUGUCCGCACAGGUCCUGAUGAGGCAUUUGCUCUCCUUCAGCACUCUCCGCGGAGCCUCGAGGCUUUUCGGUUAGCCUCUGCCUGGCUCCUCCAGGCCUGUUCUGCCACGUCGGACCUUGGUCCCAUUGAAGAGACAUGGGAGCAGUGGCGUGCCGUUUUCGCUCGCCCGAGGAGUAGCUGGGACCCUCUUCCGCCGUCCGAAGUUGAUGUCGAGACCGCGGAGCACGCCUGCUUGCAGUGUGGCGUUGCCUUCUUCGAUUUUCAUUCGUGGGACGACGGUGUCGUGCGUGUGGCGUUCUCUUUGCCACACUCAAACGGCAUCAGCGGCAUCUUCAGGACUCUGUUAGGUGCUCCGGGUCAUGUCCAGAGUGUGGCGCCAGGCGGGGGCGACUUCACGUGUGUUCCCCCCUUGGGGCUCACCGUCUCCUUCGAGCUGCUUACUCUUCUGCGCACAGAAGAGCGGCUUCCAGGGUUCGUCGCGCUGUUGACGAUCGAGACGCAUCCUUUUACCCGGCGUUACGUCCCCUCCCCUUGGGGGAUGCUUGGCAGGGUAUUGCACCUGGGUCUGCUAACGUCGGGUCUGGACUUUCCUCGGGUGCUGCUUUUGUCGAGUCCUUUGAUCUGGGGCGUUUCUGGCAGGGACCGCCUGCCUUCCUGGAUUCUGGUCUGGCUCUGGUGGUGCCUGCUCCGCCUGUUGCUGUCUGUUCUGCGUGGGAGCCACUGUCCUGCACUCUCCGUGGACUUCGGCAGCACACUCAUUGGCUUCGUCUUCUCUUUGAAUGGCUGUCCUUCGCGUUGUCCCUCGCUCGGAUCGGACGGCGAUGUUCUGUAG